Messenger RNA from Aspergillus bombycis, 1452 nucleotides. RefSeq lists its product as uncharacterized. The transcript has a single exon. NCBI's taxonomy places the organism in Eukaryota, Fungi, Ascomycota, Eurotiomycetes, Eurotiales, Aspergillaceae. The record is from RefSeq and is a predicted model, not a curated record. Gene Ontology annotation, molecular function: acetylglucosaminyltransferase activity. Bases 1 to 1452 code for a protein of 483 amino acids.
AUGUCAUCCCUCCUCUUGCGACGCACCCGCCAGCGACUAAAACCACUCCUUGCCGCCUCGGUUAUUCUAGCUACCAUCACGGUUUUUCUUCUCUCGAGAACCCAGCCCCCCCAGCCGCACGUUGAAACCGUCACUCGUCCUUCGUCUUCAGGAACCGGCGUGGUCGUGAAUAACGAUAGGAACUCCAGCAACUGCUAUGUGGACCUUGAACUCCUAAGAUCCCACGGAUACAAUUCUUCCGCGGAAUACAGACGAUGGGAGAUUGCGGUACGGCGCUCACCGAGUCAGAGUGGCGUUUCGGAUACCCUCAAUGUUCCCGUUCCCAAAUUUGAAAUCCUUGACCUCGACACCGACGAUGAUCGGAUAUAUCUCUCGGACGCUCAAUGUGUUCCAACCGCCACCAUCGAAGCCCCCGUGCCAAAAGCGCGAGCGGACGCCUCGCAUAUGAUGUUCGGUGUUUCGACCUCCCUCGAGCGGCUGAGUGACUCGCUGGGCCCAUUCGCCCACUGGGCAGGCGGGACCGGGGCCCGGAUCUUCGCAAUGGUCGACGUUGUACCCAAGAAGGACAAGUUGACGGUUCUGAACCGAGCCCAGGAACUGGACAUUAAGCUUACUAUCAUCGAGUCGAAGGAAGAAUGGCUGGACCGAUACUUCCGCUUGACCAAGGUGCUCUGGGAGAAUCGCGACGCGCACACGCAGUGGGCCGUCAUCAUCGAUGACGAUACGUUUUUCCCGUCGAUGUCGAACCUAGUCGAGAGACUCGCGACCUAUGAUGCGUCCAAACCGUAUUACAUCGGUGCCCCGACCGAGAACUGGGGACAGAUGAAUAUCUUCUCCUUUAUGGCGUACGGCGGUGCGGGGGUGUUCCUCUCUCUUCCCUUGCUUCAGCAGAUGAACGAGGUCUACGACGUAUGUUACUCGUUCAAGGAUCACGGUGAUAAACGGAUCUCGCAGUGUAUCUAUCAACACACCACGACCAAGCUUACCUGGGAGCGAGGGCUCUUCCAGGUGGACUUCGGCGGUGACGUGACGGGCUUCUUUGAAUCUGGCCGACCGUUGCCGCUUUCGAUACACCACUGGAAGUCCUGGUACGACGUGGACGUGGUUGCUCUCGGUAGGGCAGCGGCAAUUUGCGGCGACGACUGUCCGCUUCGACGCUGGCGCAUAUCGGAUCGAUGGUAUUUCAUCAAUGGGUUUUCCCUGGUCCAGUAUUCGUCCCCGAUGAACGAUAUGAUCGGCAUGGAGCAGACGUGGGAUCCCAGUGACUGGGCGCGUGAGCAAGGCUACGCCUUCAGUUUAGGACCGUUACGCCCGAAGGAUGAAAAGAAGGUGUCCUUCCGGAUGAAGAGCGCCGUCUUCGAAGGACAGAGACUCCGGCAGCUUUAUGUUCAUGAGCCAGACUCCGGUAGCCCACGGAUCCUGGAGGUUAUUUGGAGUGUGACGGACGAGUAG